CAUGUAGGCGCACCAAUGCCAAGCGUCCUCCUCGCCAACUGCCCAAGCGUCAAGCUCCGAGCUUCUCUGAAACUCCGAGCGCUGAAACUAAUCAAGUGAGAACCCAAAAUUUUCUAUCACCAUCAACUUCCAGGUCAAGUCUUGGCACGGUAGUAGUAUACCAACUGUGUUGUGCUACCGUCCUGGAGAGGCGAGGAGGAGGAUGUCUGCAGCAUCAACAACUAUACCGACCUGUUUCUUUGGUGCCAUACUGAAUGACGUGUGAACCAUGGAGUGGUCGCGCUGCACCUGCAUCACGGCCGCCGUCCUCCUCCUCCUCCUGCCGCGCCUGUGCUCGCCGGCCGGGGACAAGCUGACCCACGGGGAGUUGCUGCGGCCCGGUGACACCAUCGUGUCCGACGGCGGCGCCUUCGUGCUGGGCUUCUUCGCCCCCUCCGACGCCACGCCGGCCAGGCAGUACCUCGGCAUAUGGUACAGCAACACCACCGUGACCGUGCAAACCGUGGUGUGGGUCGCCAACCGGGACGCGCCGGUCACCGUCGACGGGCGUUCCGGCAACUCCCCCUCCGCGCCGUCGCUUGCGCUGGCCAGCGACGCCUCCAACCUCGUCUUGUCCGACGCCAGCGGCCGCGUCGCAUGGACGACGAACAUCACUGGCGCCACCAGCUCAGGGGCCGCUGGUUCAACGGCGGCAGUGCUUCGGAACGACGGUGACCUCGUCGUCCUAUCGCCGGACGGUGCGACGCUGUGGCGGAGCUUCGACCACCCGACGGACACGUUCAUCCCUGGCAUGAAGGUAGGGCGGCGCUACCGCCCGCGCGACGGGGUCGAUGGCUGGCGCAUCGUCUCGUGGAAGGUCCCCGGCGACCCUUCGCCGGGGAGCUUUUCCUACGGCAUGGACCCGAACACGUCCCUCCAGCUGCUGCUGUGGAACGGGACGCGUAUCCACUGGCGCACCUCGGCCUGGACGGGGUACAUGACCGCCGGCAAGUACCACGGCGCCACCGGCACGGUCAUCUACCAGACGGUCGUCGACAGCGACGAGGAGAUCUACGCGAGCUUCUCCGUCGCCGACGGCGCCCCGCCGACGAGGUACGUGGUGACCGACGCCGGCAAGUACCAGCUUCUGAGCUGGGACCGCAACGCGUCGGCGUGGGCCACGCUCGAGUCCUGGCCGUCCCGCGCGUGCAGCCCCUACGGCAGCUGCGGUGCCUACGGCUACUGCGACCACUCGCAGGCCGCGGGGGCGUGCAAGUGCCUCGAUGGCUUCGAGCCGGCGAGCCAAGGGGAGUGGAGCCGCGGCGUGUUCUCGCGGGGCUGCCGCCGAAGUCAGGCGCUGGCGCCGUGCGGCGGCGGCGGUGAGGGGGAUGCGUUCUUGGCGAUGGCCAAUAUGAAGGUGCCGGACAAGUUCGUGCUCCUCGGGAACAUGGUCUCCGACGACGAAUGCGCCGCGGCGUGCCGCCGGAACUGCUCCUGCGUGGCCUACGCGUACAAGAGCCUGCGGAGCAGCCGCGCCAACGGUGACAUGGCGCUGUGCCUGGUGUGGACAGGGGAGCUGGUCGACGCGCAGAUGAUCGGAGCGAUCUGGGGCGUGGCCGCCGAGACGCUUAACCUCCGGGUUCCUGCCGGAUUCGCAGGCAAAAAGACAGGGACAAAAACUGUGAAAAUUUUACUUCCAGUGUUGGCGAGUGUUUUGAUAGUCACAUGCAUUGUCCUUUUUUGGUUUUGCAAGAGCAGAGCCAAAGGUAAGAGAAGAAGCAGUGAAAGUGAGAAGAAGCUGGUGCCUGGCAGUGUGCGCACUUCAAGUGAACUUGGAGAAGGAAACCCUACUGAAGAUCUUGAAUUCCCUUCCAUACAGUUCAGUGAUAUUGCUGUGGCAACUAAUAACUUCUCGAAAGCAUGUAUGAUCGGGCGCGGAGGUUUUGGCAAAGUUUACAAGGGAACAUUAUUAGGUGGUCGCGAAGUUGCUGUCAAGAGGCUCAGCAAGGAUUCUGAGCAAGGAAUAGAGGAAUUCAAGAAUGAAGCUAUUUUGAUCUCCAAACUGCAGCACCGGAACUUGGUUCGGCUUCUCGGUUGCUGCACAGAGGGAGCUGAGAGGUUGCUGAUAUAUGAGUACUUGGCCAAUAAAGGCCUAGAUGCUAUCCUUUUCGACAACGAAAGGAAAUCUCUGCUGGAUUGGCCGACAAGAUUUGGGAUCAUCAAGGGCGUGGCUAGGGGACUUCUGUAUCUCCAUCAGGAUUCAAGACUGACGGUGAUACACAGAGACCUCAAAGCGAGUAACGUCUUGUUGGAUGCAGAGAUGAGACCCAAAAUAGCCGAUUUCGGUAUGGCCAAGAUAUUUGGCGAAAACCAGCAAAAGGCAAACACUAAGAGAGUUGUCGGAACAUAUGGCUACAUAGCUCCUGAAUAUCAAAUUGAGGGCGUCUUCUCUGUCAAGUCUGACGUCUACAGCUUUGGCAUAUUGGUCCUGGAGAUUGUGAGUGGCGUCAGGAUAAGCUCUACCGAUGACAUAAUGGGGUCCCCGGGCCUUGUAGCUUAUGCAUGGAAGCUGUGGAAGGAAGGGAGUGCAAGUGACCUGGUAGACUCAUCCAUCGCGGAGGGCUGGGCGCUGGAUGAAGCCUUUCUCAGCGUCCACGUCGGGCUCCUGUGCGUUCAGGACGACCCGAACGGCCGGCCGCUCAUGUCCUCUGUCGUGUCCAUCCUGGAGAACGGGAGCGUGUCUCUUCCGGCGCCGGACCGACCGGCGUAUUUCGCAGAGAGGAACAGUAAGGUGAAAGGAGAUGAUGUUCAGAGCUCCAGGAACUCCAUCACCAUGACUGUUCUUCAGGGACGGUAGACAGCCAAGACAAUGCUAACCUUUUUCGGCUCGGCUGUACAUUACUACGGAGUCGUGGUGGCUGGGCUGUGCCUUCAUCAGAAUCUAUUCGCUUCUGUUGGUCCCCGCACACGCGCCAGUUGCACUCUGUCCAGGACGUCCACAUCGUCACCGGCGGAGCGGAAGGCGGCGGCGCAUUCGCCAGGUUCGGUUUGUGGCGUGCGCGCGAGGCGCGGUGCCAGUGCGGAAGUACGGGGAGGCGGAGACCACCAGGAGGGGGUGUGGUGGGGUGUCGUGUAGGGAAACGGGUAGGCUAUGCUAGCAUCACUAUUGUAUAUACCCAAAAUAUUUACGAAUAGAAGAUCAUAGAUCGUUAUCACUA
Messenger RNA from Panicum virgatum (switchgrass), 3197 nucleotides. RefSeq names its product G-type lectin S-receptor-like serine/threonine-protein kinase B120. The transcript has 7 exons. Bases 269 to 2836 code for a protein of 855 amino acids. NCBI's taxonomy places the organism in Eukaryota, Viridiplantae, Streptophyta, Magnoliopsida, Poales, Poaceae. The record is from RefSeq and is a predicted model, not a curated record. Gene Ontology annotation, biological process: protein phosphorylation; recognition of pollen. Gene Ontology annotation, molecular function: ATP binding; protein serine/threonine kinase activity.